Maylandia zebra (zebra mbuna) is the source of this 1933-nucleotide messenger RNA. RefSeq names its product leucine rich repeat containing 75A (gene lrrc75a). The record is from RefSeq and is a predicted model, not a curated record. Lineage: Eukaryota; Metazoa; Chordata; Actinopteri; Cichliformes; Cichlidae.
UCGCUGCGCGCCCCCGUGCACUCGAACAGAGGGUGCGAUACAUAAUUCGGUCCCGGGGAGGGGACGCCUCAGUCCGGCCCCUUCUGUCAAAGCCCGCUGAGCCGCAGCCUGCACACAGCAGGACGAGGCGCGGAUGCGACUUCUGCUUCCUGCCUGCGAAUGAUGGAGAGUGAGGCCGGGAGGAGGACCAGCGCUGCUUUUGUUGCAGGUACAGCGGGACUUCCAGCGGCCGAGGAGGGACAGGGCAGAACGAGGAGCACCGCAGACGUAAACACUGCCAUGCCCUGCUUCAUGCAGCAGCGAUCCUCCGCCCGCUGCUCCUCCUCUGCUCCAGGACAGAGCGCUGUGUUCUAGAGGACAGCUCGGGAGGAGGAGGAGAGGGUAAAUAUUUGGUGCUGAAGUUGGGUCCGGGAUAGGAGGCUGUCGCUGAGGCAGACUCACUGCUGGGGAUCUCCGGCAGCCUGACUCUGCUGAGUCCGCGCUCUGCGGCCAUGCGGCAGGCAGCAUCCAAAGACCUGUUCCCUACAUGAGCUCCAGCUCCUGUGAGUAACAGCACAAAACUACCAGCGCUCCUUCUCAGCGUAUCUGCAGUGUUGUACUGUACUCUGGGAGCAGGCACACUUUCCACAUUUCACAGAGACGUGAUGAGCUGCUGACGUUUUACUGAAGCAGGUGUCUGACACAGGAAUCAAAGCUGCCGCUGCAUGACUGCUCUGUGAGACCAAUCUCUUUGUUGCCAGAGUUCACAUUAAGAGGCAGCACCAUGGGUGCCAAGCAGGCUAAAGGCCAGGAGCCUGCAGGAGCGAGUCCUCAGCACAGUUGGAAGCGGACACCCACCAAGGAGCGGGGAGACAUCUUAGCCUCCCUCAUGCUGAAGUCAGGGGACAGGCUGAGCCGUAGCGGGACGCCACCACCACCCUACCAGCGCCGCAUCGGCAUGAUCCAGGAGAUGAUGCUGAUGGCCAAACAGGGCAAGCAGGAUGAGGCCACGGAGAUGCUGAAGACGCUCCGACAGGACCUAGGCAUGGAAUCAACAUCACUGGAUGACGUGUUGUACCGCUACGCCAGCUUCAGAAACCUGGUUGAUCCCAUCACGCAUGAUCUGAUUAUCAGUCUGGCGCGAUACGUACACUGCCCCAAGACGGAGGGAGACUCUCUUGGGGCGAUGGAAAAGGUUUGUCGUCAGCUGACCUACCAUCUCAGCCCCCACUCUCGAUGGAGGAGACAGGGCCUGCUCAAGAGGAAACCUCAGGCCUGUCUGAAGGCAGUGCUGUCAGCCCCUCCAUCCAGCGGGGCAUUGGAUCUUUCCGGCAUCCCUCUGACAGCUCGGGACAUGGAGCGUCUGUGUGCGCACCUGCAGCGCUACGCGUCUACUCUGAUCAGCCUGGAGCUGGGCUUCACUGAGCUCACAGACGAGGCUUUCCUCCUGCUGCUCCCCACACUGGCCUCUCUCCCACACCUGGAGACUCUGGCACUGAACGGAAACAGGCUGACCAGAGCGAUUCUGAAGGAGCUGACAGAUGCCCUGAAGGAUCCGGGCAGUUUUCCAAGCGUGACAUGGAUUGACCUGGGCAACAAUGUGGAUAUUUUCUCCCUGCCGCAGCCCUUCCUGGUCAGCCUGAGGAAGCGCUGUCCCAAGCAAGGCAACCUGCCCACCAUCCAGGAGUUUGGAGAGAGCCAGGCCAGCGACCCCCCUGAAAGGCUACGGGGUCUUGGGGAAGAGGAGGAAACAGACGACACCAACCGGACUGAGAGCAUGGGCGAGCUCCGUUCGGAAGUAGAGGAAGAGCUGGAUGGAGAGAUGGAGAUAGAGGAGAUGAUGGAAGAGCUGCUGGACUUUGACAGGGAGGUACAAGGGAAGGAGGAUGAGGAGGAGAGCAUGUGGACAGUAGGGGAGCACAGGAAAGGAGGGGCGAGGAGGAGAAAGAGGGGA